Molecule: messenger RNA, 2787 nt
Organism: Leptopilina heterotoma
Lineage: Eukaryota; Metazoa; Arthropoda; Insecta; Hymenoptera; Figitidae
Product: cyclin-dependent kinase 4-like
Exons: 5
Coding region: 404-1807 (467 amino acids)
Biological process (GO): G1/S transition of mitotic cell cycle; regulation of gene expression; signal transduction
Cellular component (GO): cytoplasm; cyclin-dependent protein kinase holoenzyme complex; nucleus
Molecular function (GO): ATP binding; cyclin binding; cyclin-dependent protein serine/threonine kinase activity
Source: RefSeq, a predicted model, not a curated record
ACUUCUCCUUUCUGUAUUAUUGUUAUUAUUAUUACUUCUUUUUUAUAAGAAGCAAGGAGAAAACUGAUUACUGAGAUUAAGAUUUAUUUAUUAUGAACAAAGUUUUCCUUUACUGACAAAAAUUAGUUUAGUUUUCGUAAAAAAUGUCGAGGUUAGAAGGAAGAAAUUCCAAAGGUUCCAAAGUAUCGUUUCUGGAAAAGAAAGAAUAACUAAACCAGUUCUUUCGAUUUCGGAGAAGGAAAAUAAAAUAAAGGGCAAAGAAGGGUCCCCGGAGGGAGUGGCAUCCAUACACAGAUACAUUAGUGACUAGAAUUGCGUAUUCUGGAGGGAGUUAACAUUCCAUUCAUGGUUUUAGUCAGUGGAAAGGUGUGUGCGCGUCAGACAGCGAGGGCGAAAUGUUGUAAUGGCCGGAAGAUUACGACGAUCGAGCUGUGAGCUGAAUACAGAACUCUCAUCGCCAACGCCACGUAAAAGAACAAGGAAAUCUGAUGAAUCGGAUAAUAUCGAGUGUGGAGAAAAGUCUCUUGACGUAAGUCUAGAGACAUCGGAAAAAUUAUCGCCAUCUGACGAAUCUGGAAAUUCAUCUGCCGAAGGUUCAUUUAUUUUAUUUCACACACGAAAAUCGGAGCAAAAAAAGGAAAAUACUACAUUAAAACCAUCGAAGGAGGGGAAUUUUUACAUCGAGGAAAAAUCCAUUGAGAGUAAAAAGAAACAUGUGUCGAGAAAUGAUAUUCUUUGUAGGAAAACAAGUUCAUUAGAAGAAGGCUCGUCGAGGGAGAUUAUUGAGUCUGGAGACAGUGGCAUUGGAUCUUCAUCGAGGAGUAAUAAUAGUGAAAUGGGAAGACCAAUUGGAGAACAGGAGCAGACAUCAUUAAUGGGCGAGCAUGCUUUUUAUCAGGAAUUAUCGUUAAUUGGAAAUGGAGCCUACGGCACUGUUUAUAAAGCCAAAGAUUUAACAAGUGGUCAAGUUGUGGCAUUGAAAAAAGUACGAGUCCCACUCACUGAAGAUGGUCUACCGACUUCGACGCUUCGUGAGAUUGCCACUCUUAAACAGUUGGAACGAUUUGAACAUCCGCACAUUGUAAGACUUUUAGACGUAUGCCAAGGGAAUUAUUUGCAAUUACCACUGGAGGAUAAUAGAUCGGAAAGAGUCGAUCGCGGUCUGACAUUGUGGUUAGUUUUUGAACACGUUGAACGGGAUCUUGCCUCUUAUUUAUCAUCGUGCGCUACAACGGGCAUAAAUUCUUGCACAAGACAGCGAAUGUCUAAAGAAAUUCUACAAGGUGUCGAUUUUUUGCACAGUCAUAGAAUUACACACAGAGAUUUAAAACCUCAAAAUCUUCUCGUGACAAGCGAGGGUAGAAUUAAAAUUGCCGAUUUUGGCCUAGCAAAGACGUACGAUUUUGAAAUGAGACUAACAUCUGUGGUAGUGACACUUUGGUAUCGAGCACCGGAAGUCCUAUUGGGAUGUCCUUACGCAACUCCAGUUGACAUUUGGUCAAUUGGUUGUAUUUUAGCGGAAAUAAAUAGACUAAGUCCUCUAUUUCCAGGAACUAGCGAAGGAGAUCAACUCGAUAGGAUUUUCCAAGUAAUUGGUACUCCUCCACGUCAUGAAUGGCCUGAUAACGUAUCUCUCAGUCAAACAGCAUUUCCUGAGAGAAAUGUUAAACCACUUGAUAGAAUAAUACCAAAUAUCAACGCCAAUGGUCUUGAUCUCAUAAAAAAUAUGCUCACUUUUAAACCACAAGAUCGAAUAACAGCAGCUCAAGCGCUAAAGCAUUCUUAUUUUUCCGAAGAAGCUUGCUGAUUUAGUCUAUGAUUCCUUAAAAUUUCAAUUUGAGUUUUGAAAAAAAACUCGUUUGCGAAUUUUUCUUAUCGAAGAAAAAUUCACUUAAUUUUCGUUUUUGUGUUUUUUCUUUUUUUUAAUUUCUUUUUUCUAGUGUUAAAUUAAGGUUAGUGUUAAAAAGUACGUUUUUUUUUGUAUAAUGUCAUAGGAAUAAGAAAAUAGAAUUACAUUUGUAAUUAUUAACGAAUGGUUACAAAUUUUCACGUCAUUGUGUAUUGUUACGUUAUGAUUAUAAGGUAAUGACUAAUAACGUGAAUUUAUUGACGAAUAAUAAUUAUAUUAUUGAUAAUUAGCUAUUUGUUAGAAAAGUUUAAUUAGAAAUAUUUGAUGUGAAAUUAUUGCAUCAUAGUUAAAAUAGAAUUUUUUUAAAAGUGUGUAUUAAACAUAAGUCUGUAAAAAUUGAGAUUUGCGCCGAUUUCAAGAUUAUUACGUUUUAAAUAAGUUUUUCAUAUUUUUAUAUUCAAGUAAUUUUUAUUCAUAAAAAGAGACUGAUGCUUAAAUUUUUACUAUUCUUUGUAUAAUCAAUUUAAACAUCGGAUUUGCACGACAAACAUAAAUUUUUUGAUACAAAUUAAUAAUUGUUUUACUGAUAUAAUAAUUAAGUAGGUUAUUCAAAUAUUCGUAGCAGAUUAAGGUCUGUUAUUUUAUAUAUUGUUUUAAUUCGAAUUAGAAAAUAGUUUAAAUUUUAAAAGGAAAAUAUUAUUAAGAAAAUAAAUUUUAACGUUUGUAGAUUAAUAACGAUUCUAAGACUGAUGUCUGACAAUUGUAAAUGGAAUGUUUUAUAAAUAACAAUCCAUAUAAAACCAGACAAAACACUGCCAUAAUAUAUAAGAUGAAAUCGUCUAGUACGAAUUUUUUUUACUGUAUUUGUAUUUUUGUGUAUUAUAGUAAUCUACUUUUUUGUAUAAAUACUUUUAUCGACUGCAUUAUCUCGCAUGUUU